GGCUGGAUCCAUCACCAGUACCCUCCACUCUCUCCCUGCUUCCUCCUGCCUCAGCCCUUCUCUGUCUGCUCCCUCCUGCCUGCCCCACUCUGCUGGGGGAAAGGCAAGGAGUCCCUGGGCAGCGGGAUUACCGGGGGAUUCGGGGGAUUCGGGCUGCGGCAGGCAGCCACCUCCUCCCCAUUGGCUGGAAAAGCCUCUUAAAAGUGGAGAAGUGCUUUCUGCCCGCUCAGCACCCGCCAGUCUCUGCCAACCUGAAACCAUUAGCGGCUGCUGACCCACGUCCACACUGGGAGCACCGUGGGGCACUACCUGCACCCGCAGGAGGCAAGGGGGUCCCCCACGCAGGGUGUCCCACCGGAUCAGCCACAAGCAGCUUUGCUGGGCAGCACUGGAGCUGGAGGAAAGCAGGCUGAGAGGGGGAUUAGCUGUCUAGAGAGGACAUAGUUGCCUCAAGGAAGGAGCAGGGCGCAAGAAACCGCUUGACGGGUUCUGGAUUCCUGCAGGCAUUGCCCUGUGCCUGGCUGACAGCGUGCCCACCAUGGAGCAAAGAGCCAGCAGGACCAUCUAACCGGGUGCCCUCAUCCAGAGCCAGGAAGCACCAGCCGCAGGGAGAAGAGAGCGCUCAGCCCUCAGAGGCUCAGCCUGUGCUCAGGAGGUUGUCUCUUCAUUACACAGGCUAGACGAUGGGGAGAGCUGAUCCAGAAGAAGGGCAACUCCCAGCUCCUGUGAAGCCCCCAGAUGGUGGCUGGGGCUGGAUCGUGCUCCUUGGCUGCUUUGUGAUCACCGGCUUCUCCUAUGCCUUCCCGAAAGCCGUCAGUGUCUACUUCAAGGAGCUCAUGAAGGAUUUCCACGUGGGCUACAGUGACACAGCCUGGAUCUCCUCCAUCAUGCUGGCCAUGCUCUAUGGGACAGGACCAAUAUGCAGCAUCAUGGUGAACCAGUUUGGCUGCCGGCCUGUGAUGCUCAUUGGUGGGCUCCUAGCUUCUGCUGGAAUGAUCCUAGCAUCUUUUACCACCAACAUCAUCGAGCUUUAUCUUACAGCUGGUGUGCUAACAGGUCUGGGUAUGGCGUUGAACUUCCAGCCCUCACUGAUCAUGCUGGGCACCUACUUUGACAAGCGCCGGCCUCUUGCCAAUGGACUGGCUGCUGCUGGGAGCCCUGUCUUCCUUUCCUCUCUUUCUCCACUGGGGCAAGUGCUGCUGGAGAAGUUUGGUUGGCGAGGAGGGUUCCUUAUCAUGGGGGGCCUUCUGCUCAAUUGCUGCACUUGUGGGGCAGUCAUGAGACCCCUGGACAUGGGCAUGAAGCGGAAGAUGGAGAAGACUCAGGACAAAUAUGAAGCCAAGGAGAUGCUGCCCAUAGGAGGGAAAUCAGAGGAGGGAAUCAGCACCGCUGAUGGAACCAAGAAAGCCAAGAAAGCCAAGAAGAAGCCCAGGAAAGGAAAGAAGCUUCUGGAUUUUAGUAUCUUUUCCAAUCGAGGGUUUAUAAUUUACACUAUUUCAAAGUUCAUCCUGGUCUUGGGUCUCUUUGUGCCCCCCAUAUUGCUGGUUAACUAUGCCAAGGACACAGGUGUACCAGACACAGAGGCUGCAUUCUUGCUCUCCAUCAUCGGUUUCAUAGACAUCUUUGCUCGCCCAGCCUGUGGCAUGGUGGCAGGGUUGAAGUGGGUCCGUCCUCAUGUGGCGUACCUGUUCAGCUUCUCCAUGCUCUUCAACGGCUUGACAGACAUCUGCAGCGCCAGGGCUAGCAACUACACGGGGCUGGUCAUCUUCUGCGUCUUUUUUGGCAUCUCUUACGGCAUGGUGGGGGCACUGCAGUUUGAGGUGCUGAUGGCCAUUGUUGGGUCCCAGAAGUUCUCCAGUGCUAUUGGGCUUGUCCUACUUAUUGAGGCUUUUGCUGUGCUCAUCGGUCCGCCCUCUGCAGGCCGCCUGGUUGAUGCUCUCAAGAACUACGAGGUGAUCUUCUACCUGGCAGGCUCAGAGGUGGUGCUCUCCGCUCUCUUCCUGGCCAUGGCCACCUACUGCUGCCUGAACCGUGGGAAGAAGAAGGAGCCUCCCCCAGAAAACAACCCCUCCGUGGGCGGCGGGAGUGACACCGAGGAAGCAGAGUCUGAUGUGCAGGAAGCUGAGGAGCACAGCAGUGACAACCACCAGCCAGCCCACAGCACUGACAACGCCAUGGUGGCAGCCAGCGAGGAGGCCAACCAUGUGGCAGAUGAGCAGAGCGGGGAGGGAGGCGGGUGUCCCGCGGGGGACGGGGAGGUGUUGGCACGAGAUGGCUGCAAUGCUGACCAGACGGUGGAGAGGGACAGUUUUUAGCCAGGGCAGAGGAACGGGCACGUAUAAAACUGGCCUUGUUUGCAUGCACAUCAGCAUGGGCGGGUAGGUGGGAUGUGGGGUGGAGAAAGUUGACACAAAAGCAGAUGGAAGUAAGAGGGAGAGGUAUAAGAACAGCUGGUCCUUAUGUACAUACAUCCACAUACCUACCCAGUGAUACAUCUACUUGCAUCCUGCACCCGUGCUGGUACAACACAGGCUCAGAGCAGCCCAAACACCAAAAAGAAAAAAACAAAUCUUCUUUCCUCACUUCCAAACCAGCCCUGGAGAAAGUCUUUUGAAGAGACUGCCAAGGACUUCCCCUUUCCUUCUGCGUUGUCACAAUACAGAACACAAACAAUUAGAGACUCUUUGUAAUCAGAUCUGG
Molecule: messenger RNA, 2700 nt
Organism: Columba livia (rock pigeon)
Lineage: Eukaryota; Metazoa; Chordata; Aves; Columbiformes; Columbidae
Gene: SLC16A8
Product: solute carrier family 16 member 8
Exons: 5
Coding region: 684-2315 (543 amino acids)
Biological process (GO): monocarboxylic acid transport; transmembrane transport
Cellular component (GO): plasma membrane
Molecular function (GO): monocarboxylic acid transmembrane transporter activity
Source: RefSeq, a predicted model, not a curated record